Messenger RNA from Fusarium keratoplasticum, 1422 nucleotides. RefSeq names its product Proline dehydrogenase. NCBI's taxonomy places the organism in Eukaryota, Fungi, Ascomycota, Sordariomycetes, Hypocreales, Nectriaceae. The record is from RefSeq and is a predicted model, not a curated record. The transcript has 2 exons. Gene Ontology annotation, molecular function: proline dehydrogenase activity; FAD binding. Gene Ontology annotation, cellular component: mitochondrion. Bases 1 to 1422 code for a protein of 473 amino acids.
AUGCCUUCCUUACGACACCGCGCAUCUCUAUUGUCUUCUACCUCAAAACGAGCUAUUGCUUUCUUACGAUCGACGGCGAGCUCUCAGAGGCGCAAUGUUGCCAACAGAACCUCAGUCUCGGUAACACCACUGCCACCCCCUCACUCUCUCUUACCCACCGGAAUGCUUCUUCGAUCGUUACUCAUUGCAACUGUCUCGAGUCAUUCAGUCCUUUUAACACCAUCACUUGCCAUUCUUUCCUUCUUUUCCAAACCUCGGCCCGCUCUUUUCAGCGUCGAAAAGAACCCGCUGCUACAUGCAAUCUUCAAGUCAACGCUGUACAAGCACUUUUGCGCCGGGGAGAAUGUGGGAGAAGUCAAGACGACGAUAGAAAAUAUCAAGGAUAUGGGGUUUCGAGGUGUCAUCCUGACUUAUGCCCGCGAGGUUGUGGUUGACUCUUCGACGGAGCAAGAGGUUGGUGUGGGGGCUCUGGAGUACAAGGAGAAGGACGCUACCGAGCUUGAGAAAGAAGUCGCAUUUGACGAAGGCAUUCAGGCAUGGCGAGAUGGUGUGCUGGAGACUGCUUCGAUGCUCGGAGAGGGUGACUUUCUGGCUCUCAAAUUCACUGGCGCUGGGGCUAAAGUCACCGAGGCAUUGACAGCCAAGAAGUCUCUUCCAACUCAGAUGCAAGAUGCCCUUGACGCUGUUUGUGAGCAGGCGAUCAAACGCAAGGCCAGCAUCCUAGUCGACGUCGAACAGCAGUUUGUCCAGCCCGGCAUCGACGACGUUGCGCUGAGCCUCAUGCGCACAUACAAUCGAGACCAUGCAACAGUCUACAACACAUAUCAAGCCUAUCUCAAGUCGACACCCUCAACACUCCUGCGUCACUUGCAUCUCUCCAAGGACCAGGGGUUUACUAUUGGCGUCAAGUUGGUGAGAGGGGCGUACAUGGCAACGGAACCGCGACAUCUCAUCAACGAUACGAAGCAGCAGACGGAUGAUUCGUAUGAUUCCAUCACUCAAGGGCUGCUGGAGGGAAGAUAUCAGGAUCUGGAGCACGGUUCAUCGGCUGGUUUCCCUCGACUCAACUUGUUUCUGGCAACCCACAACAAGCAGAGCGCGCUCAACGCAUACCAAGUGCAGCAAAAGCGCUCUGAAGAGGGACUGCCUUUGAUCAAAGUGCAAUAUGGACAGCUGCUUGGCAUGGCUGACGAGGUUAGCUGCACUUUGCUGCAGCUCGGUGAGAAGGCGGGCCAGACAUCCCCGGAGGUGUACAAGUGCCUGAGCUGGGGAACGCUGGGCGACUGUAUCUCGUACCUUCUUAGAAGGGCUGUAGAGAAUCGGGAUGCCGUUUCGAGGACAAAGGCGGAAUAUUUUGCUGUGAGAAAAGAGGUUUGGAGGCGGUUGAAGAGUGCUCUUACGUUUGGAAUCGCGAAUAGAUAG